Messenger RNA from Solanum dulcamara, 1168 nucleotides. RefSeq names its product B3 domain-containing protein At1g05920-like. The record is from RefSeq and is a predicted model, not a curated record. Lineage: Eukaryota; Viridiplantae; Streptophyta; Magnoliopsida; Solanales; Solanaceae. The transcript has a single exon. The coding region runs from base 118 to 981 and encodes 287 amino acids. Gene Ontology annotation, molecular function: DNA binding.
UCCAAAAAUAGAGUUAUAAUACGACUAAAAUUGAGCUGAAACUUGCUCUACACGAAACCUUCUCUUCUUCUCCUUCUUCCAAAAAUGAUUUUUUCAUAGGGUUUCAAAAUUCAAAUCAUGGUGAAACUAGUAAGGGAAGAUAUUGAAGCCGCAUUGCUUCUUUCUUGGUUGAAGUACAUAGCAGUCACUGAAAAAGAUGUGGAAAAGAUGAAUAGCAACCCUGUUCUUACAAAGAAAGAGCCUGAAAUUGUGGAGAAAUCGAAGAGAAAGCUUCUAAGAAUCAACAAAAAUGAAAACCCAGAAACCCCAGAAUUUCAAAUUUCGAAAAGGAUGAAAAAUUCAUCAUAUGGGUUGAUGAAUUUAACCAAAAAUUCAUAUGGGUCUAGCAGCUUUAGCAAAAACCCAGAAACCCAUGAAGCUUCUGGUGCUGGAAAUUCCACUCCAGUUCCGAAAAGGGUUCGUGUUUCGCCUUUGAAUUUACCAAAAAAAUUAUCUGGGUCUAGCAGCUUUAGCAAAAACCCAUCAAAUCCAAAUCCAAAAAGGGUUCGUGUUUCGCCUUCUACAUUGAUGAAUUUACCAAAAAAUUCAUCUGGGUCAGUACCAAAACUUCCCCCAAUUGAGAAUUUAACAACCCUAAUUGGACAAUGUAGCAACCCAUUCAUGAAGCAAUUGACGAAAUCCGAUGUGGAUGAACAUCAAGGUAGGCUCUUACUGAACAAUGAAGAUGUAAGGAAACAACUUUUGCCAUUGUUGAAUGAAGAAUCUGAAGAUAUUGCUAAUGGUAUCAAAGUUAAAACUUUUGAUUCAACAGGUAAAUUUUACAACAUGAGAUUCAAAGCUUGGGGGAAUUACAAAAGUUAUGUGCUUUUAGGAAGCUGGAUACAGUUUAUUAAAGAACAUGGAUUAAAGAUAGAUGAUUAUGUUACUGUUUGGAUGUUUCGCCAUAAUCAAACUGGUGAGCUUUGUUUUGCUCUAACAUGAAUAAAGGAAGAAGAAGAAGGAGGAGGAGGAGGUUAAAUCUUGUUUAUCUUCUUGAGGUAAAUAGAUUAGUGAUUAGUGAUUGAUUAGAGUUGUUUAAUUUUUUAUUAUAAUCUGGAGGGGAAAUUCUAAUUUUUGUUUGCUUCUUUACUAAUAGAGAGGACAAGAUCAAUUUUUCCCUAUAGAAAAA